CGCUCCACCCAAGUGACCAAUCAGCGCUCUUUCCUCCUAACAGUGGACCAAUCAGAGCGCGCGCUUCAGGCUGACAACAGUUCAACAUGGAGAGCACAGUGGAACGGCUGGAAGCGAUGUUUUCAAAGUCAGAGGCAGACUUGGAAUACAUUGAGAAGCGCCUGAAGCUGGACUUCAUCAACAAACCAGCUGAGGAGAACCCUGCUGUGAUGCUGGAGAACCUGAAAAGCAUCAGAUCCAAACACUCUGAGCUCUGCACUCAGCUGAAGGAGAUCUCUGCUGCCCACAGCGAGUCCAUGAAGAACCUCAAAUCCAGUCUGAGCUCAGUAAGCGAAGUCGUCCAGAACCUGCAGCAGAACCAGGACCUGAAGGUGGAGCCGCUGACAGACAAUGAGAAGGAGGCAGCAAAACUACUGGAGUCAUUUCUUACAGAGAGCACAGCACAGAUUUCUCCGUCAUCGUCUGAAGCACAGUAAACACAGCGUGAGUCUGAUCUCUCGGCGCUCAGCCUGCAGCCGAUGAACACCUCUCUGUGGUGGAGCCGGUGGAGGGGGUACAUGUGUCUGCUGAAGGAUCAGACUGAUCUUCACCACCUGGAGUCUGGACUGAGACUGCAGGGGGGUCAGUCAGACCUCCUCAUGUUUGUGAACUCUUUAUGUUUCAGGCUCUGCUUCAGUGACUCACUGUACAUCCACACACCACCACGCAACCAGAAACAAACUAUCACAGUCUGACCGACCUACAUAUUCCUCCUCUUCUUGUCCUUUCCUCCCUACUUCACCUCUCUCUCUCCUUUCCUUCUUCCUUGUUCUAAUCUCUACUCCUCACAUUCAUCAAUAUUAUGACUAAUCAAAUAGUUUAUGACAUAAAUAACCAGCUCAAUGUUCAUGGGGGUUGUGUGCAGUUUAAGAGGUCUUAAGAGAGCAGCUUUAAGAAUUGAGAGAAACCUAUCUCUGGUUUAUUUUGUCUUUUUUCUCAGCUGAUCAGAUGUUUGUCUCUCUCUGAGGAUCAAUGACCUCAGCAGGUCUGCAGUGACAGUGACCUCCUCUCUGAUAGGUCUCUCAUGUUGAUGUGUUGUGAUUUCUGUAAAUGCUGCUGAUGUUUUCUGUCAGCUGACACCAACUCUCUUUUUUUUUUUCUCAGAUUCAUAUUUAAUAUCUGUAGUAACUGAUCAUAUUAAUCACAUUUAUUGUCAGGUGAUAUUAUGUGUCCAAUUAUCUCCCCACCUGCUGAUGUUCAGGGUGCUGGGGGUUUGUAGAGAGAAACACUUUGUGAAGAAAAGUUUUAUAAAUAUAUUGAACUUCUGUGUUCUUCUUAUAAAGAGCAGACGGAGGGAACAGCUUCUUUAACUUUUUGUUUUUAUUUGAACAUUGUGAAAUAAACACUUUUUCUCAGA
This is a messenger RNA of Notolabrus celidotus (New Zealand spotty), 1396 nucleotides long. RefSeq names its product spindle and kinetochore associated complex subunit 2 (gene ska2). The record is from RefSeq and is a predicted model, not a curated record. The transcript is spliced from 6 exons. Gene Ontology annotation, cellular component: spindle microtubule; outer kinetochore. Gene Ontology annotation, molecular function: microtubule binding. The coding region runs from base 87 to 476 and encodes 129 amino acids. Lineage: Eukaryota; Metazoa; Chordata; Actinopteri; Labriformes; Labridae. Gene Ontology annotation, biological process: mitotic cell cycle; chromosome segregation; cell division.